GUGGCGCCAGCAUCCCCAUGGAGGACCCUGCCCUUGAGCAUGAGCUGUUGGAGCUACAGGAGAGACUGCGCAAGUCGGAGAACCAGAACCGUCUGAGGGAGGACGAGUUGUACGCUCUGUUGUCGCAUAUGAGGGGCAACUCUAGUGGUGGGGCGCUUAUCUCACGGGGCAAUGUGUCCACUCGUGAACAUCGCCAUAGGUCUGCCGACCAUCAAGCGAGACAAGGCGUCGUACCUGGUGAAGACACUCACCUCUCUCAUCGGCGCGCUCAACCAGCAGGAGAGCAGAGACUGCGUCAUCGUGCUCUUCAUCGCUGAGCCGUGGGAUCAGAACUAUGUACACCAGGUAGUCACCACUAUCAAAACCAAAUGGAAGACGAUGUGAUAGCCAAGCCCGGCUACCUCUCUAUCAUGAAGACGUUUGCCGUGCAACAGAAGGGCGACUGGAUUAUGCUGGAGUUCUCUGCCCUGGGCUUCAUCGGCAAGAUGUUCAAGGCGUCAGACGUGCCGAUGAUCGUGGAGUUUUUUGUCAUGUUCCACGCGGACAAGCCGAUCGACUGGCUCCUGGACCACCUGCUGUGGGUCAAAGUUUGCAACCCGGAGAAAGACGUGAAACACUGCCAGAGGAUGAUCCAGGGCGUGCGGCGGCGCUUCAAGCCCUCGCUGUUCCAGCACAUCGGGGUCGAGUCCUCGCUCAAGGGAAAAGUCCAGAAGCUCAAGGACAAAGACUUUGGCAAGGCGGGUCUGUACCGCGCCCACGUGAACCCCCCGGUGCACCUGGCCUCCUCCCUCAAGACGUACCAGAAGUACACGCUCAGUAAAGCCUACACCGGCGAGACCUUCUUCUGGGCCUCCAACCCCUCCAAGGGGGACAUCAUAGACUUCAAGUUUGACCCGCCCAUCAUUAUAGAACAGUAUCUGUUCCGUAGCGGUAACACGGACCACCCCGGCGACGUGUUCCACAACACCACGGUCGAGCUACAGGUCCAGACGGUGCCCAGCUCUAGCGUUCUGGACGGCAUCGCCGCUCACUCCGACCUGGCUGCCUCAGAGGUGGCGCACGCCUCCGACGGCUUCCUCGCCAUCGGCCGCUUCAACGACCUUGGCCUUGCCCAGGGCGAGAUCCCUGAGAGCGUGGGGCCCGUUCAUACUGUGCGGCUUCACAUUCACGAAAAUUCCAACGCCUGGGUGAUAUUAAGUGAAAUCAUGAUAAAAGAGAGCAAGAGGUAGCGACGUCCCAGUGGGUGGGAGGCUGCGACGUCUGGUCUGUCUGUCGGAGAUUUCCCAGCUCAGCGUGGCAGGAAGGAGCAUAAUGAGACGCAUAAUCUGAGUGUGUGUGUGUGUGUGUGCAUGUGUGUGUGUAUUGUGUGUGUUGUGUCUGUGUUGUGCGUGU
This is a messenger RNA of Aplysia californica (California sea hare), 1392 nucleotides long. Its product is annotated as alpha-1,3-mannosyl-glycoprotein 4-beta-N-acetylglucosaminyltransferase A. Gene Ontology annotation, biological process: protein N-linked glycosylation. NCBI's taxonomy places the organism in Eukaryota, Metazoa, Mollusca, Gastropoda, Aplysiida, Aplysiidae. Gene Ontology annotation, cellular component: Golgi stack; endoplasmic reticulum-Golgi intermediate compartment; endoplasmic reticulum. The record is from RefSeq and is a predicted model, not a curated record. Gene Ontology annotation, molecular function: acetylglucosaminyltransferase activity.